AUGACAAGGGCCACGCAAACCAUCUCCAUCUUCCUUCUCGUCUCCUCCCUCUACCUGGCCCUCUUCCUUGGCUUGAUCCCCUUGCCAGCAAAGAUUCAGGAGGACCUCAUUCCCUACCUUCCCUUCUGGGCCCUCAUCUCCUUCGGCGCAUACCUCCUGGGCAAGCUCGGCUACAAUGUCAUGACUUUCCACGACGUUCCAGAGGCUCACAAGGAGCUCAUGGCCGAGAUCGAGAUUGCCCGUGCAGAUUUGAAGAAGAUGGGCGUUGAAGUGGACUAG
Messenger RNA from Aureobasidium uvarum, 279 nucleotides. NCBI's taxonomy places the organism in Eukaryota, Fungi, Ascomycota, Dothideomycetes, Dothideales, Saccotheciaceae. The record is from the annotation of a GenBank genome assembly.